Messenger RNA from Caenorhabditis sp. 36 PRJEB53466, 1491 nucleotides. The record is from the annotation of a GenBank genome assembly. NCBI's taxonomy places the organism in Eukaryota, Metazoa, Nematoda, Chromadorea, Rhabditida, Rhabditidae.
AUGUGGUUUGUCGAAGUAAGUACAAGAAAGCACUUUAAAAACCGAAAUAUCUUUUUUUUUCAGUUUUACGCUCCGUGGUGUGCUCAUUGCAAGCGGCUUCAUCCGAUUUGGGAUCAAGUAGGUCACGCCCUCGCAGACAGCAACCUUCCGAUCAGGUGAGAAGUCAUUCUGCUUAGAAAGAAUUAUACAGAAAAUUUGACAGAGUUGGAAAAGUGGACUGCACGCGAUUCACCGCAGUUUCCAACAAGUUGAACAUUCAAGGAUAUCCUACUAUUUUAUUGUAAGCAACUUUCAGAAACCGUCAGAAAGUUAUCUAAUUUCAGCUUCCGUAAUGGACACGUCAUCGACUACAGAGGCGGCAGAGAAAAGGAGGCUCUCGUGAACUUUGCGAAGAGAUGCGCGGCUCCAAUCAUCGAGACUGCCAAGGAGAAUCAGCUGGAGAAGGUGAGCAUCUCGAACUAUGAGCCUAAACACGUUUCUCUAUUGCUUUGCAGCUGAAGCUCUCCGCCCGUUCGCAGCCUUCUUUCGUCUUCUUCGGAGAAUCCUCCGGCCCGCUUUUCGAGGCUUUCAACGAGGCCGCCAACGAGAAAUUCUCCGUCGCCCGCUUCUAUUUCAUCGCUCCUCCAGAAAAGGAAGCAAACUUCCGUCAACGAGUUGCUGUUCUCAAGGAUAACAUCGAAAUCGAGUUCACCGGCGAAAUCGGCACUUUGACUGAAUGGGUCACUCGCGAGAGAUGGCCCGGAUUCGUGCAAGCCACCGCGUCAAAUCUCGCUGAAAUCGGAUCAAGCGGCAAGCUGGUUGUGUUGGCCGUCUCGAGCGAAACGCACAAAUUCAACACGACGAAUCCGAUCCGUCAAUUCCAUUCGAUGGCCGAGGAGACGUCGAAAGAACUGCGAAAACUGCCGGCUCUCUGGGAUCGCUUCCAGUUCGCGUGGCUCGACGGCGCUGAUUUGGCCACACAAAUUCAGAUGGCGACCGUCUCUGAGCCGCAUUUGUUCGUGUUCAACUACUCGAGCUACGAAUAUUAUUUGAGCGAAGACGAGCCGACUCAAAUGACCACAAAGUCUAUUAUCACUUUCUUGACUCAAACCGCAGAGGGUAUCGACAAAGGGACCGUGAUUGCGUUCGGAGGUGAGGGAGAGUCAGAGAAAUGUUCGAAAUGGAAAAAUACGAUUCAGGGCGUCAUCUGCUGACGCGAAUCAAGAGAAUGGCGUUCGAAUUGUAUUGGAACGUAGCCCAAAUGUUCGCCACUCAGCCGCUCCUCUCCUCAUGUCUCUUCGGAGUUCCCAUCGCUUUUCUCAGCAUCAUCUGCUACAGGUCUGUACAUCUUUUUUAAUUUUUAGCCUAGAAUUCUCAUUUUUCAGCAUCUGCUCCGCCGAUUUCACUGUCGAUCGGGACGAAUUCUAUGGAGACGAAGAGGAGCUGAUGGAUGAACAAGAGGACGAAACGGAGCCAGUGGAGACGGACGAGGACCACGAAAAGGCCGAUUGA